UGGUCUUUUACUUCUACAUCGCUUGAAAGCUUUCUUCACACCUGUCAAGCACCAUUGGAAUCUUUGAGUUUUGAACAUUGUGAAUGUUUUUCUGAAGAACAUUUGGAGACUAUUAUUCAAUCAUUAAAGAAACCUCUAAAACUUUUGAAUAUCAUGCAUGCAAAUUUCGAAGUAACGCCAAAGAUUCGCGAAAGGGUAAAGUAUAUGAUCCAAUCUAUUCUUAAUAAACCGGCUGUUAGUUACACACCUUGA
This is a messenger RNA of Racocetra persica, 252 nucleotides long. NCBI's taxonomy places the organism in Eukaryota, Fungi, Glomeromycota, Glomeromycetes, Diversisporales, Gigasporaceae. The record is from the annotation of a GenBank genome assembly.